AUGGCAACUUGGGCAUACCCCCCACUAGCCCCCGAUCAGGUGAAUCGGGAGGCCGAUAGUGCGCUGGCCCGUGAAAUCGAGUGGCUCCUACAAUCACUUCAGGAAUCCCUUGUUUCCCUCAAAGAUGGACUCCAAGAGUGUGCAGCUCUAAUCGCACCACAAGAACCCGGUUCUACUUUGGUUCUCUCGUCUCUGCGGUCAGAAAGUGUCAAGGGUUUCGUGACUCGCCUCGGUACGCAGGUGGUCAAGGGGGAUAUUCAACUUCGUCUUCCUUCGCUACCUCCUCCACGUGGUAGUCCCAGCACCCGAUUGACCCUGUCGCAAUUGCCCGAAGCUCCAAGCUUUGUUCUGCAGCAGCUAGUGUCGGUGCGAAACCUGGUUAACCAGAGUUUAGAUAUCGUAGAUGUGAGCACAUAUACGGGCAAUCCUCUCGAUGCGACAUUUAUCUUCAGCCAGCUGCAUCUCUUGCAUGAGACCAUCAGCGAGGCACGACAGAUGCUGAAAGGGGAGGGGGACGUGCGAGGCAACUGGUGGGAUACCAGUGCUAGCGACAAUACGUUUGAUCCUCCACCGCCGCCCUACGUCUCAUUUCACCUGUCCAUUGCAGACACCGCGCUUGUUCUUCUCCUGCGCACAUUAGAGAGCACUACCAUUGCGCAAGCUCCGUCCGCUUUUGCCACAGAUAUCUCCUUGACAGGAUUCUCCUUGCGAGACCGGAUUUUUGGAAGUCACAAACGCGCGCAUGACGAGGCCGGUGAUGUAUUCAUGUGGCGUGGAGAAGAAGUUCGCGUCAAAGAAAAGAUCCGGGUGGAAAGUCAAGACCCUAGUUUGAUGGCAGUUAUGGCCAAAUUGACGGCCCUGGAGCAUGAAGUAAUGCGGUGGGUGGCCGCAUUGCGAGUGCUUAUGGGGAAUGAAGAUACGGAGAGCGAAGCAUAG
Messenger RNA from Penicillium odoratum, 936 nucleotides. RefSeq lists its product as uncharacterized. Gene Ontology annotation, cellular component: RAVE complex. The record is from RefSeq and is a predicted model, not a curated record. NCBI's taxonomy places the organism in Eukaryota, Fungi, Ascomycota, Eurotiomycetes, Eurotiales, Aspergillaceae. The coding region runs from base 1 to 936 and encodes 311 amino acids. The transcript is spliced from 4 exons.